UAACAGAAAUUUCCUUACAGGUUACAGUAGUUCAAUGUUAAACAGUAUUAAUUCGAGGAUGGUAAAUGCUUGGUUCUCUCCUUUAUUAAUCAGAAGGAGACCAGGAACGAGUGGGGAACUUUAGUUGUUAACCAAUAACAGUAGCAUGUUUGACUGCCCUCACCCUGAAAUUGCUGUUUUUGUAAUGGUUAACUGCUCUUUUGUAACUCACAGCAGGGGGGUAAUUUUCCCAUCAAAGGAAGCAAGAUAAAAGGAAAGAAAAUUCUUUCCACCCCGCGUGUUAAAACCCAUUUGAAAAGAAAAUCAUUACCGUACACUACACAAAUUCAAGUAGGAAGGUCUAGUGCAUUUUCAGACUUGAGGCUAUCGGCGGGGGAAAGAGGUUGUUAAAGGAAUUACAUCUGAGUUGAAGGCACUUCUGUUUUACUUUCUCUCACGUUUUACGGCUUCUUGUCCCCAGGGUGUGCCAGAGCGCCGUGCGGGCGCUGCGCCGCCUCGGCGCUGCCGCAGCUCCGCCGCCAGCCCGGCCCGUCCCUUGUGGGAACAGGCGGCGGCCGGGCAGGAGUAAUAAGAGCGGGGAUUUCCCUGUCUCCCUCGUUCGGAUCCCGUUCCCUCUGCCCCCGCGGCCCGCCUCUGGGAAUGCCGCCCCUCUCCCUCCUUCCCGCGGUGGCUCCGGGCCGGGCAGGCUCCUGGCAGGCUCCCGGCUGGCUGCCCGGCGGGCAGGCCGAGCACACGCGGGGUAAAGUUUCCCAAGGAAAGCAGGCUGGCAGGGCUUCCCGUCAUGGCAGAGCCGGAGGGUGAAGGCCCCCGAGGCUGCGGGUCCCCGGCAGUCCGUGUCCCGGCUGUGUCACGCCGCGUUUUCCCGCCUGGGUCGGCGUUCCCCGCACGGCGCUCCCCCGGCGCCCGGAGCACCGCGCUGGUUGCCUGGGAGGAGCCGCUGUGUACAGCCUAGGCAGGGCCGAGCCCAGGCCCCGGCGGGCCGCGAUCGCUCCCCGGGAGGUGUGUCCAUGUGCCCGGCGUGGGCGGUGUCAGGGCCAGCGGGGCGCCCGGGCAGGAGCCUCUCCCGGGCGAACAGGUGCGGGCUGCGCAGGACGCACGGAGCCGCCAGCAUGGCUAGUCCUGGCACAAAGGCGUCGUGGCUCUCGCAGCCCAGCGUGAAGAGCGUGCUGGUGUAUCGCAACGGGGACCCUUUCUUCCCGGGGCGCCGCAUUGUCAUCCACGAGAAGAAAGUGUCCAACUUUGAUGUGUUCCUGAAAGAGGUGACGGGCGGGGUGCAGGCGCCCUUUGGAGCGGUACGAAACAUCUACACCCCCCGGGGUGGGCAUCGUGUCCGACAGCUGGACGAGCUCCAGAGUGGGGAGCAGUACGUGGCUGGUGGCAGGGAGGCCUUCAAGAAGCUCAACUAUUUGGACAUUGGAGAAACAAAGAAAAAACCUGCUGAAGUCAAUAAUGAGUCAAUACUGGAAGAUGUCAAGCCAGUUACUCACAGUAGGAUCACCGUGUCAGCACGGUUUCGAAAGGCACUCCAGGAGCCCUACACUAUUUUCCUGCUUGCUAAUGGAGACCUUAUUAGCCCUGCAGUGCGCCUCCUCAUUCCCAGGAAAACACUGAAUCACUGGGAUCAUAUUCUUGAAAUGGUGACAGGAAAAGUUACCCUCAGAAGUGGAGCUGUUCACAGACUCUACACUGUAGAUGGAAAACUUGUUCAGAAUGGGUCAGACUUGGAGAAUGGGCAAAUUUAUGUUGCAGUGGGUAGAGAAAAGUUUAAGAAAUUGCCGUAUGGUGAUCUGCUGUCCAAAUCUACAUCAAGAAGGUCACAGGGUUCCAAAACCUCGGUACUUCCUCCAAUUGUGGGAUCUCGAAAGUCUAAAGGCAGCGGAAAUGAUUGGCAAUCUAAAUCUACCAGUGACCGGGGAGAAAACAGUUCCUCACCUCAGCUUCCCAAAAGGAAAGACAAAAAAAGCCAGAAUCCAGAGAAUUCUGUUUCCAGACGACACUUUUCUAACCACUCUACAAAAGGAAAACAGACAGUAAAAGCUUCCACAGGAGUCCUUCAGGAUAAUGGUGAAAAUAUUUACAAAGCCAGAGAAGAGGGGUCUGAAAUGUGGGGGGCAGCUGAAGUGCAAGAAGAUGAAGAUACUCUUGUGGAAGUUCCACUGGACCAGAGACCAGCAGAAACUGUUGAUGAAGAAGAAAAUGUAGAAGAGGAAGAUGACAGGGGAGAGGAGGAAUAUAAAGGAGAAUAUCCAAAAGUGAAUGGAGAAGAAGGUGGGGAAACUGUUAAAGAAAGAAUUGAAAUGGAAAAAAACGAAAAGAAAUUAAAUGAAAAUUAUGAAGAUGAAGGAGAAACACAGAAUGUUGACCAAGCAGAGGAAAAGGAACUUAUCCAUUUAAAUGGCAAAAACAAUGAAGGAAAUGGUGAGGGAAUGGAGCAUUUGAACUACCAAGGUGAUCUUCAGCCUGAAGAAGAAAUAAAGGAGGAUUCUGGCAGUGAGAACCAGGUUGAUCCUGGUCUUGAAAAAACAUCCACAAGCCCAAGGGUGACAAUCGCCAGCCCACAAGAAAGUGAAAAGAAUGACCAGAGCAAUGACUGUGCAGCAGUUGCAUAAAGAAGAAAAAUAUCAGGAGCAGAAAAUGAAAAAGGAUAAGACUUUAAAUGAAAAGCAUGUUGUUCUUUGUGAUUGGUAAGGAAGGAAGGUUGAGUACUCACAUCAUGAGUCGAGAGAUGAUGAUGCUCUAUGGACUGAUGAAAAACAAGUGUUUAUAUCUCCUAGAAGAACAUAGAAUUAUUUUUACUGGGUGAGAUUUUCUGGUAGGAUUUGAGGGGGGAAAAUACAAGAGUACUUUAUAGUAGUAAUAGAAAUGUAUGAACUAUUCUGUGGUAUCAGAUAGUUAGCAGCAAUAGAACAACCACAAAAAUUUCACUGUUCCAGGGAAAGGAAAAGAGACGCACCCAGAUUCAAUGUCAAAACUUCUUUAUCAAUUUGUUCAUGAAAAUAAACUAUUUUUCACAUUUUAACUAGGGCAUGUGUAGUUUUUCCUCUAAAAUUCCACAUGAUAAGUAUCAUUUCCAGGUAUAACAUUAGGAUAUAACUAGAGUAUGUUCCUCACCUAAUGGAUUUAUGCUUGCAGAAAAUGUCUUACUAUAAUGAGGGACCAGUUCAAUGUCACUAAAUAGUUUAUUUUCAGUAUAUUAAUUAGAAUUAUUAGGUUUUUGCAUGCAUAAAUAGCACUUAUUUAGCACUAUGAAUACAUGUGGACAGCUUGCAAUACUGCAGCUUGUUUCCAUUUAAAACAGAAAAUUUUGUGCCUUGUCCUGCACUGAUUCACUAAUAGUGAAUUACUGUCAUCAUGAACAAAAAACAAAGGAAGAGUACAUAGUAUAUUAGUUUAAAAAUUUGAAUUUGAAUGGAUUUAUAAUUCAGUCUAAGGGAAGCUUAAUUUAUUAAUGAAAUUUAAAAAAAAAACACAUCUGGAUUCAGACUGAAAUUUCCAUGAAACCAUUGCUGUUGAUGGAGCCAUUUAAUAUGUGAGACAUCAGGAUGAGCCCACCCAGCUUUCUGUAAAAGUCAGGAACAAUUAUUGCAUUUAUGAACCCUUUGCAUAGCCUUAAUGGUUGGAAGUGUGUCAUCAUCCUUUUGAGCAAGCUGUCUCCUGAUAGGCUGUGGCUUAAUAUGCUUUAGUAAAUAAGGCAUUGAUCCACAGUAUUUGUUCUCUUAAUGACACUGAUUCCAUUGGUCUUAUCAUUUCUCUGUUAGUAAUGGGAAUAAUUUGUAGUUCGUAGAAAUACAGCCCUGAGCAUAAUUUUAUUAAUUAUACACAAUAAAUAGUGGGUUUCCUUAUCAUUAAUGCUAGUAAAUUACUACUACAAGAAACUUAGUGUCAUUUUUGUUGAUUUCAUGCCAUUAAUACAAGAAUUACAUUUAUGAACAAAUUGAACUUGAAGCACUGUUUAAGGAAUGUGAAGAGCACUUGUCAUAACUGAAACUCAAACAAACAUCUUCCCUUCUUCUACUAGUUAUUAAGUACAUUUUUGCAAUGUAAUAGAAAUUUGUGGAGAUCUUUCAGCAUAUUUCUGUGUUUUGGCAAUGUAGGCAUAAAAGACGUGUUAAAAAUGUAUGAACUGGGUUAGAACAGUUUGCCCUGUGGCAUCUCUGAAUUGUCUGUGAAACCUUCUUGAAACCUUCUGUCUGUGAAACCUGUAGCUUCUGUUGAGCUCUCUGACAAAGACUGAAAGGAAUAUUGCAUUUGUGAUCUGUUCAAAAUAAGCUCCUAAUUUAGCCAAGCUCUUAAGCAAAGUAUGCAUGCUUCUCCUUUUUUUGGUGAUAGCAAUUAAGCCUAUGCUCCAGUACAUUUCAUUUCUCUGGGAUUUAAAAAGACAUUUAUAGUUAGCAGAUGUAAAAACCAACCAAAUCUUCCCCCCCAGCCCCAACAACAACAGCAACAAAAGCCUGAAACAGAAUUGAUAAAAUAACUGUGGGUGAUAGUGAGGUAAAAUGACACAGGUGCCUUUAUUGUUGGUUUCUAUUUAUAACUUCUGAGCUCUUGUUUCUUUCCUUUUCUUAAAAGUUUGGUAUUUUCCAUGCUUAAAAUACUUACAGAUAUCAAUAAGAAUAAUUUAAAGGAUUAAACUAAAUUCUAGGGAAAUGUAAUGUUAUCAUUUUUCUUCACAGGAACAUGAAAUACCUGUGAGUGUUACUCAACUUUGAAAAUCUUUCCCCCUCUGUUCUCUUGUAAGAAAGACAGGAUCUAUUUCUUCAGAAAAGCAAAUCAGACUGUUUGGAAAUAGAGAUAUGACCAUUUUAUCAUUCACCUUACAACACUGACAACAUGAAUUUUAUAUCAGGUUCUUUUUAUUUAGGGAAACUAGUUUAUGCCUAACAAAUAAUUCUGGUAGAAAUUAAACUAGAAUGAUCCAGGUGGUCUUGAUGAUAGUUUCUCUGUCAUGAUAUGCUGUGUGUGAUGGCUUAACUCAGUUUUACUUGAGAAAUACAUUUUUUGUAAAGUUUAUGUAAUGUUAUUUUAUUAAGCUUAUGUAUAACAAUUCUGAGUGUUUUUUAAAGAAUUGUUUUCUUGUUUUGCUUUUAUUUUUAAAAAUAAUUUGCUAUUAAAGAGAACAGUA
Molecule: messenger RNA, 5122 nt
Organism: Passer montanus (Eurasian tree sparrow)
Lineage: Eukaryota; Metazoa; Chordata; Aves; Passeriformes; Passeridae
Gene: DCDC2
Product: doublecortin domain containing 2
Exons: 11
Coding region: 1008-2609 (533 amino acids)
Biological process (GO): neuron migration; intracellular signal transduction; dendrite morphogenesis
Cellular component (GO): kinocilium; axoneme; microtubule
Source: RefSeq, a predicted model, not a curated record